Messenger RNA from Exophiala dermatitidis NIH/UT8656, 3552 nucleotides. RefSeq lists its product as uncharacterized. Bases 99 to 1946 code for a protein of 615 amino acids. Gene Ontology annotation, biological process: regulation of DNA-templated transcription; DNA-templated transcription. Gene Ontology annotation, cellular component: nucleus. Gene Ontology annotation, molecular function: zinc ion binding; transcription cis-regulatory region binding; DNA-binding transcription factor activity, RNA polymerase II-specific. NCBI's taxonomy places the organism in Eukaryota, Fungi, Ascomycota, Eurotiomycetes, Chaetothyriales, Herpotrichiellaceae. The transcript is spliced from 5 exons. The record is from RefSeq and is a predicted model, not a curated record.
CGGACUCAACGGACAACAUCUCUCCCUUUCAUCUGCCAUUUUCCAGCGUUGCCGCGGCCGGCCUGAAGAAAACGGGUCGUGAGUUGUAUGCGGGAGGAAUGCCUAAAUCCGCGAGCCAUACUCUGCCCAGGACGCUUCAAGAAGUCCUUCCCCUAUCACCACCGAACGAAGGCCCCGGGCCUCGGGUGAUCAAGGCCUGUGUGCCAUGCGCGCGAUUGAAGGUGAAAUGCGAGAACGAGCCUGGUGCAAACGUCUGCAAACGAUGCCGGCGGCUCGGCAAAUUAUGCACCGUGCAGCAGCCUGGUUCUCAAACCCACAAGAAACUCAAGAAGUCGAGUACUGUGGCAAGGCUUGAAGAGAAACUUGAUGGCGUUGCGGCCAUUCUCGCCGCGUCUGAGCGGGACAGGGAGCGAAUGCGAGGAGGAGAUCAGCCAGAAACAUCCGAUUUCCCUCCACACCCUGCCCUACUUUCUCCAACUACCUGUCUUGAACAGCACAUCAAAGACGAAACCGAGGCGCAGCUCAUUCUAGAUGCCUUCCGAAAUGACAUGGCGCCCUUCUUUCCUUUCGUUGUGAUCCCACCAGCGAUGACGGUCGACCAAUUGAAACGGAAGAACCCAUUCCUCUUGCUAAGUGCAAUGAUGGUAGGCUGCCGGCACGACAAAGUACGACAAAUGGCCAUGGCCAAAGCCUUCAGAGAACUGGUCAGCCACAGGAUCCUGGUCAAGGGAGAGCAAAGUCUUGAUCUUUUGCAAAGCCUGCUGGUGUACAUCGCAUGGUACCAUUUGCACAUCCCGCUCGGUCCACAGCUUACCAAUCUUGUCCAUCUUGCCAUGGCAAUGGUGUCUGAUCUGGGUUUGCACCGGCCAGCACAAAUGAAACUCUGGUCAAGGCCUCCAGGGACGGCUGCCAUGGGUUAUUUCGUCAGAGAUGGCCAGGUCCCUGCUGCAAGGACUUUAGCUGAGCGAAGGGCAUUCUUGGGUUGUUUCUGCAUCACGUUCAUUGUAUCCAUGUUUGCGCGUGAUAUCGAGCACUUGCGCUACAGCCAAUACGCCGAGGAGUGCUGUCGAGUAAUAUCCGAUACCAUGGAGUAUUCCAGUGAUACCUAUCUUGUGAAACUGACAGAGCUGUGCCACUUCGGUGAUCGAAUCAGUCGCACUCUCAAAUUCGAUGAUUGGGAAUGGUCUUCUGGCAUCGCUGCCCCCCUCGGAGCCUGCGUGAGAUCUCUUGAGGCCGAAUUACACCAGCUCAAGGCAUCCUUCACAUUGGGCCCUUCACAGAGUGCCGAGAUACGUGGCCAACGAGUUUUUGACCAUGCUGGGUUGUUAGCCAUGCACUACUACUCCAUCGAAAUAUAUUUGUACGAGAUCGCCCUCGGUGACAACGUCGACCCCGCAAGGUACGGCAAUUUUCCCAUGACCCGUCUUAACCUGUUGUUUGCAUGCUUGAACUCGACAAAGUCAUGCAUGGAGACAUUCUUCUCACUCCCGACUUUGGUUUACUUCGACAUGCCCUUCUUGUUUUGGGCACUGGUCGGACACGCGAUAGUCGUCACCUCAAAGCUAAAUCUCUUUGUCGGUGACGGCUGGGAUCAGGUGUAUGUACGCAGUGUGCUGGACUUCCCCACAACUGUCGACACUAUCGCUGCCAAUAUGGACGCGGCCAAGGCUGCUGCCGAACUGUCCGUCCAUGUGUCCGGUUGUACUCCCAGCGCGCUGCCUCGAACUGUGCCCGAGUUCUUCGCCGGCACUGCUCCCAAGCUGCAAUUCAUCAAGGAAGUGCACGAGACCAGGCGCUCUGGUUUGGCCAGAUCUGACCAGGCUCAAAAUGUGUCAAAUUUUGACGAGCCUUCGCCUCAGUAUCUGCCAGAGAACGAGCCCAACGGACAUUGCUUGACGACUUGGUUCGACUUCCUGGACGAAGAUUUUUGGCGAGCGUUCACCUGAAGCAACACGUACACGGUGAAAACUGCAAUAGAGAAGGGACGGACCGCUUUCCAAUGCAGAGCCAAGUCAGUGAUAUUCCACCUGAGCUCAGUCAGCAUACCUUCUUAUACAGGACUGAACAGCGCCGAUACCCCCGAACAACCAUCUAAGUGGCCUAUGCUGUCUCCAAGGGGCUUUUGAUGUCGUUGUGCACUCCACUGCUAAGCACGGCGGUUCCGCUCGCCCCUUCGUCCUUAAACCCCUCGGCCCGCAAAGCUGCUUCCUGCUCUUCGGUAAGUUCACUCAGAUCAAGCGUGAUCUGCGGCCCGCGGAACCACUUUCGCGCGUCGACGAAAUAGUACAGCAGGGCACCUCCCCAAACAGCGGAAUUGAUGACGCAGGUAUAAUUCAUGCUUUCGGCAUCAGGAUUUGGUCCGCCGACAGGGAACAUGGACAGGAGGAUUCCGAAAAUAAGAAACGUAAUCGCGGCCCACGCGAUCGGGAUCGACGCUCUUCCGGUGUAUAUUGGGCCCGGACUGAACUUCCUCUGUCCCCAAAGUACACGGCAGAGGAUUGGAGUACCCCAAGCCAGAUUGUUGCCAGCCACAGCCAAUGAAAACAGGGCCGACGCCGCAGCGGGAGCAAUCAAGCACAGCAAGCCCAGGACUGCCGCUAGCACCGCGCAUCCAACAGUGGUUCGCACAGGAAUGAAACCGAAUCGCCGGGAGAUGGGUCUGAAGAAUCGGGAGAAUGGUAGGGCACCAUCGCGCGAGAAAGCCCACGAUUGACGUGAGGCGGCCACCAGGAUGGAGAUCCCCAUCUGCGCAUGUGAUUGUUAGUCGUUCAGCUGACAAUUGCUGCGCGAGGCAACUAAUCGGCUCAUGUAGGCACUUACCAAGAACUGAACAAUCAUGAGAAGAGACAUGAAUCCAAGCGCGCCGUUUUUGCCGAGGGCGUCAUAGUAUAUUUGCGCCAUUGGUUGGCCAUAUGGCGAGCCAAGAAUGUGUUCCAAGUCUUGGGACAUACAUGCAGCGAUGACUAUGCAGCAAAUCCAGCCAAAGAGCCAGCACGACCCGAUAGAGAAAAGUAUGCCGAAAGGACGGCUUUGGUCGCAUUGGCAGCCUCUUCCGAUAUGUGUACGGCGGAGUCAAAUCCGCCAAUGGUCCAUAUGGGUGACAGCCAAGACAACAUGAACGCCCACCCUGUUGGCCAUGUGGUAAGGUUCUCGACAUGGGUAAAGAUAUAUGAUGCGCUGUUGCGGGCGUUGGCUCCUAUUGGCAGUGCAAUUAUGGUUGCGAGAAUGAGGACAAAAUUCAUCACCACAAAAACCGUUUGGAGUUUACCCAUAACCCGAGCCAUGGUGGAAGCGAUCAGGCCGUGGGUGGCUACGGUAGCCAGAAAGGUGGCAUAGAUGACACCGUUGCUGGGACUCCAGUUGCCGUCCCGCGAGAUCACUAUAACGGACAAAAACAUCAGGGAGAACCCGUCUGGAGCUGGUAUCAGUCCCUAUGCCCAUAUAUGUGGAUUGGCUGGGUCAUACAGUCAAUGGAACAGAGGCCUCCCACCAGCCCAAGUGUAUUGCUAUAUCCAACCAAGAAGCUCAGAGGAUUCCUCCAUUUUGGCGAAG